AUGUGGUUAGUAGAUUUUAUUCAAAUUAAAAAUAAAUGGAAAGAAAUUGAUAAUGGGCAUAGUAAUUGUUGUGACAAAAAUUGUAUAAAUACAAACAAACCUACUGGUAAUUGUAUUAUAGGAAAUGGAUUUGGAAAUUUAAUUGAUGAUGAAAAUAUUAAAUAUAUUUUGGGGAAAGGAGGUUGUGAUAGGGAAUUUAAAGUUUAUGCAGAAAAUUUGUUCAAAAAGCCUCAGAAUUGUUUUAAACAUUCUUUAUAUUAUUUUGAAAUUAAAUGUAUAUUUGAAGGAGAAAAGGGAGGAAAUUGUAUGUGUAUUGGACUUAAAAAUUUAAGUACAAAUAAAUCUAUUUACUAUUCUGCAACGAAUUCCUUAAUUUAUAACGAGAAAUUUAUACCAUUUAAACCUUCCAUACUCUUAAAUAAUAACGAUAUUUUUGGUUGUGGAUUAAUUUACCCUCCAACUAAUAUGACUAAUGAAUUUCCUUAUAUUUUCUUUACUCAAAAUGGAAAACAAAUUGGUAAAGGUAUAAUAUUGAAGGAAAAUUUCAACUUAUAUAAACCAUGUAUUUGGCUGAAUGGGUUUUCAAUUGAAGCUAAUUUUGGAAAUGAUUUGAAGACUAAACCUUUUAAAUAUGAUAUUUCAAAACAUUUAGUUAUUAAAGAAUUUUAUUGA
Messenger RNA from Meloidogyne enterolobii, 672 nucleotides. The record is from the annotation of a GenBank genome assembly. Lineage: Eukaryota; Metazoa; Nematoda; Chromadorea; Rhabditida; Meloidogynidae.